Messenger RNA from Drosophila kikkawai, 2869 nucleotides. It is a transcript of the gene nord, whose product is annotated as nord. Lineage: Eukaryota; Metazoa; Arthropoda; Insecta; Diptera; Drosophilidae. Gene Ontology annotation, molecular function: protein binding. The record is from RefSeq and is a predicted model, not a curated record.
GCAGGCGGACGAAAUACGACGGAAACAGCAGCCAGACUUCCGCAAAGUGCCGUGUGCGCCGCACGGAGCCCGGGAAACGUGUAGCCAGCCGUGUGUCGCGUGUGCCUGUGAGAGAGAGAGUGCGGAUUGUACCCGGCAAAAAGCCCGCUAAAAGUAUUUCAACUAUGCGUGCCACUGUUGCAAAUCAAAAUACGCGUAUAAAAUUGUGAAAAAAAUAGUGUAAACGAAUUCGAAGCGUAAGAGUGCUCGUCUCGUCACCAAUCUCGAACCAAGCAAAAACCAACACUGAAAAGUGCAAAGUUAAUAAAAGAAAAUUAAAUAAAUAAACAAACAACCCAAGCCAUGCUGCCAGGAGUAGAGCUCCUGCUGCUGGUGCUCCUCAGCCCGCCCCUCUUAGCGGAGAUCUCGCACUCGCCGCUGGCCAGUAACCGGAUUAUCCUGGAUUCCACCGAGUUGCUGCAGCCGCUCUUAACCCAAAAUCGGGAUCCCAAUGCGGAGACAUUGCCAACGGCCAGGGCGACGCCUGUGCCACCGCAGCGAUGUCCGUCGUUGCAGCGUUACCGCAAGAUGCUGAAGGACAUCGACGAUGUGGAGGACCUCUAUGUGGACGUGCCCGUGCACAUUGCUUUGGCGGAGCGACAGAAGAAGCGAUUUGUGCUGAACCUGAACGCCUCGACGCCGCUGACGAUUCGCUUUUCGGCGCCCGUGGGCCGCAAGAUGUACUACAAUCGCACAGCGAACCUGCUGCGCCCGGCAGCCGCUCCACCUGGGCCAGGUGUGGCUAUGGGCAGCCUGGUUCUGCCCUGCGCUCUCCGCGGUCACUAUGAUCUCUUUGUGCUCGCCCGCCACAGCGGCGCUCUCAAGGUGGACGCUUUGGCGGAGCAUCCGCAGAAGGACUGGCCGCUGAUCAAUGCCACGCACCGGAUUGGCAUUCGUACCCAGAACCGAGUGCGGAAGCGCGAGAUGAUUGUCAAGUGGGACAGGAGCAAGUUUGACUACCAUGCCAUGCACUAUUGCUUGGUGAUCCAGCGCGUGACCCCAGACUCACCGUUCAUAUCCUUUGACAACUUUUGCCAGGCAGUGUCCGCCUAUGUGGACCAGCGGCAUAUGUCGCCAAGCUGCUCUGCAAGCAAUCUCCUGGACCUGGUCUGGUCUACACCACCGCAAAGGGAGCGACGACUAAAUCCUCGCCAGAGCCUGCAUGUUGUUUGUACGGGGAAGCGGCGCCAGCAAAUGCUGCGUCGCCUGCUCCCAAGGAGUACCUAUCAGCUGGAUCUGUUUGGGGUCCAUCAAACGCGUCAGAAUCUCACCAUUCGCUUGGCGAAUAGCCAGGUUAGCUUUAAUCGCACCCAGCCGCUGGCCUUAAGGCAGCAGGCGCUGCUCCUGCUCAAGAUCGGUGGCCAGCAUGGGAAGCAGGUGUACAGCUUCAAGGUGCCGCCGACGCCGCCACAAGUGCCAGAGCCCUUUGUGCGGCACUUGCUUAUACCCUGCUCCGGCAGUGAGAUUCGGGUGCGUCUGCUCCGCCAGCGAACAGAAGUGGGCCGGACGGAGGCUUUCUACAGUCCCACCUACCUCCGACAGAUGGGCGUGCAGCCUGGCGAGCGGUAUCUGAUGCGCUUCGAGCCCAGCAACGAGGACGAAGCCUUCCGCGCCCAGAAAGUGAUGGUGGCUUUGAGCAGCGAACCGCAGUUCCGGGAUUUGCCUGACUUGCCGCAGAAUGCGAGCGUCUUCAAUGUGCGAACGAGAUGCAAUAGGGCCACCAUAGCCUGGAAUGGCUCACUAGAUGAGCGGGAAUUGAGCUACUGCAUCAUCGUGUUCAAUCUGCCGCAGCGCAAUCGCAGCGUGGUGGACCCCACCAACUACUGCAUGGACUUUGUGCCCAAGCGGGUGAUGCAGUACAGGAACUUUGAGUGGAUGACCUGCCGGGAGAGGCAACAGAGCCCCGACAACAUCGAAACGGAGACCAUACUCAACCUGAUGCCGGGCUCCAGUUACCUGGUGUAUGUGACCGCCAACCUGAGCAUGGGCAAGCCCCUGCCCUAUCAGGCACUUACCCUGCACAUGGCUAGCCAGUGUUUGGAUGGGUCCCACGAGUCCUUCUACUAGGCGUUACGGCUACCGGUUUCACUUCCGGUUCCGGACCCAAAAAAGCUUCGCUGCAUUUUUCGAAUACAAAAUUACAAAAAAGGCCAAGGCACCCAACUAUCCGUCGUUGUAAAGCUACCUUAUCCACUACGAUUACUACACUAGCCUACCAAUGCUAUGCUGGUUAAAAGACUAUACACCUAUCUCCAUAUAUAUACAGAUAUACAGAUAAACCGAUAUACAGAUAUACAGAUAUAUACCGAUAUAUAUACAUAUGUUCGUGGCAAAUGUUGUGUGAGCGAGUGAGUGUGCGUGUGUGACUUCUGAUUGUGUUUUGCCAAAAAAGAAGCAGAUUCCAAGUAUUUUCGAGUGCUUACUAUAUAGUUUUGUAAUGUUUAGCUAGCCGUUAAUGUUUGUAAAAAAGAAAAUGUUUAAUUGGUUUUUCCGAGCCCCAUUCACCAUUUUCCCCUGAAACCCUUCCUUACCGCAUAAUCGUUUUUAGAUACUUUAGUUCUUAGCCUUAGCUCCACUCCUAAGUUAACUUUAGGUUCCUUAAGCUUUUGCUGUUAAGUUUAAACCGUAAACAAAGUGUUUUUUGUAGUUCUUUUGUACAUUAAGCUUACCACGUAGAUAUACUCUAUUCGUAAUGUGUGUGCGUUGAAGGCGUUGUAUUUUUUAAAGCUCUUAAACCUAUGCAACCGAAGGCCGAAAGGCAGGAAGGACAAUAAACAAAGUGUGCUAUAUAGGGAGGUGAACGGAGGGAGGAGAAAGUGUCGCAAAUAAA